UUGAAAUAAUAAAUAGGGGCAUCUCAUGCUUACCAACCCCUCUAUGUCAACCACUGUUCCCACCUUUAUUAUAUAGAUGCAGUUCUCUCUCUCUCUCUCUCUCUCUCUCUAUAGCUUUUUCACUCAUUGAUAAUACUUUCUUACCGGGGUUUAGAUCACUUUCUUUUUUUCUUUUUUUUCCUCUUGUAUGAUUAAAGCCUCGACAGGUCAAUCAUUAAUUGUUUUUCUCCAGAAGUGGAGUGGAGUGGAUGAAUGAUGAACAACCAGCAGAAGAAUAUGUUUCACCCAGACGUGUUCGACAGCCAGCAGCAGCACCACCACCUGCUGGACAUGGUGCAGAAGAGCCUGGAGAACGAGAUGGACAGCUUCAUUAGAGACGACGACCACGACACCAAAUCUGGUACAGCUGAGCUAAUGGAACCCCCCUCCGGCGACGACGAUGAUCAUGAUCAAGAUCAAGAAGACCCUAAUCAAAGACCCAAGAAGAAACGCUACCAUCGCCACACUCAGCAUCAGAUUCAGGAAAUGGAAUCGUUUUUCAAGGAAUGCCCUCACCCCGACGACAAACAAAGAAAGGAUCUUGGCCGCCGUCUCGGAUUGGAGCCCUUGCAGAUUAAAUUUUGGUUCCAAAACAAACGCACCCAAAUGAAGGCUCAACACGAACGCCAUGAAAACACCCAACUGAGAAACGAGAACGACAAGCUGCGCGCAGAGAACAUACGCUACAAAGAAGCUCUCGGCAAUGCCGCUUGCCCCAACUGCGGCGGACCUGCCUCCCUCGGCGAGAUGUCCUUCGACGAGCAGCAUCUUCGAAUCGAAAAUGCUCGUUUAAGAGAAGAGAUUGAUAAGAUAUCCGGGAUAGCUGCCAAGUAUGUCGGGAAGCCAUUGCUGUCAUAUCCCCAUCUCUCUCAGGGAGGAGCUUCCCGAACUCUCGAUCUUGGUGUCGGAAACUUUGUGCCGCCGCCAGAGGACGUUUACGGAGCUUCAUCUGAUCUUCUAAGGUCAGUGUCGGGCCCGAGCGAUGCCGACAAGCCGGUGAUCAUCGAGCUGGCAGUUGCAGCCAUGGAGGAGCUGAUCAGGAUGGCUCAAGCUAAAGAGCCUCUGUGGAUUCCCGGAGCUAAAAGUAAUUCAGCCGGUGAAGCAUUGAAUGAGGAGGAGUAUGUCCGAACAUUUCCUCGCGGGAUUGGGCCGAAGCCGUUGGGACUGAAAUCGGAAGCCUCCCGGGAGUCGGCUGUCGUGAUCAUGAACCACAUCAACCUGGUGGAGAUACUGAUGGAUGUGGAUCAAUGGUCGAGUGUGUUCUCCAGCAUUGUUUCGAAAGCAAUGACUGUUGAAGUUUUGUCGACCGGCGUCGCCGGAAACUACAAUGGAGCACUGCAAGUGAUGACUUCUGAGUUCCAAGUUCCUUCUCCGUUAGCGCCGACUCGGGAGAACUACUUCGUAAGGUACUGCAAACAGCACGGCGAUGGGAUGUGGGCGGUUGUCGACGUAUCUUUGGACAGCCUCCGGCCUUCUGCCAUAUCGAAAUGCCGGCGAAGGCCGUCCGGCUGUCUGAUUCAAGAACUUCCCAACGGUUACUCCAAGGUUACAUGGGUCGAACAUGUGGAGAUCGACGAUCGCGGCGUGCACUCUAUCUACAAGCCGCUGAUCAAUUCAGGGCUCGCGUUCGGGGCGAGGCGUUGGGUGGCGACGCUGGACAGGCAAUGCGAACGCUUGGCUAGCGUAAUGGCGAACAACAUUUCAGCCGGAGACAUCGGAGUGAUAUCGUCUCCGGAAGGUAGAAAAAGCAUGUUGAAGCUGGCGGAAAGGAUGGUGAUGAGCUUCUGCACCGGCGUCGGGGCAUCGACGGGACACACAUGGACGACGCUUUCGGGGAGCGGCGCGGACGACGUCCGUGUCAUGACCAGAAAGAGCAUGGACGAUCCAGGGAGGCCUCCCGGGAUCGUCCUCAGCGCCGCGACUUCGUUCUGGCUUCCGGUUCCACCUCAUCAGGUCUUCGAUUUCCUUCGCGACGAGAAUUCGAGAAAUGAGUGGGACAUUCUUUCCAAUGGCGGCCUUGUUCAAGAAAUGGCGCACAUUGCCAACGGCCGUGAUCCAGGCAACGCGGUGUCGUUGCUGCGCGUCAAUAGUGCGAAUUCAAGCCAGAGCAAUAUGCUGAUUCUCCAGGAGAGCUGCACGGAUUCGACAGGGUCCUAUGUUGUCUACGCCCCGGUGGACAUUGUGUCGAUGAACGUUGUCCUGAGCGGUGGAGACCCCGACUACGUCGCCCUGCUUCCGUCGGGGUUCGCCAUACUUCCCGACGGGAGUAACAGCGACUCGUCGACGAGUGGAUCGUUGCUGACGGUGGCGUUUCAGAUACUGGUGGAUUCAGUUCCGACGGCGAAACUGUCUUUGGGAUCAGUGGCAACUGUUAACAGCCUCAUUAAGUGCACUGUGGAAAGGAUCAAAGGAGCAGUCUUGUGCGAGGAGGAGGGGUUUGUUAGCAAGACAUAGACAAUGAUGAUGAUGAUGAAGAAAUCAAGAAACGAAUUGGAAAGGGCAACAACAUUGUAUGUUGUCGGAUGAUUCUGUGAUGUGUUUUAUUUGUGUUAGUUAAUUUUAGUUUGAAUUGACUUGGUUUCCAUUCAUAGUUGGCAAUUGCUUAUUUCAAUCUUUUUUACUUCUUUAUCUUUAUCCAUAAAAUUUGACAUCACAUCA
Messenger RNA from Andrographis paniculata, 2697 nucleotides. Its product is annotated as homeobox-leucine zipper protein MERISTEM L1-like. The coding region runs from base 253 to 2493 and encodes 746 amino acids. Gene Ontology annotation, molecular function: lipid binding; DNA binding. NCBI's taxonomy places the organism in Eukaryota, Viridiplantae, Streptophyta, Magnoliopsida, Lamiales, Acanthaceae. The record is from RefSeq and is a predicted model, not a curated record. The transcript has 10 exons.